AUGCAAGCCCCUGCGCCCCUCCGCAACAAGGCAAUCCUGCGACAAAUCUUCCACUACGAUAAAGUGAACAACCGCACUCUCGCACGCCUAGCGCGCACUUGCAAAGCGUUCUCCGAACCCGCUUUGGACGAGUUAUGGUGGUUCCUGGACGACUUCACGCAUCUGUUGACCUUGCUGCGCUUGCAGUGUUGUAAAGUCCCCGACAAAGCCAGGAAGAAAUACGUCCUGCAAGAGGAGCCGUCGGCCGAGCGCUGGGCGCGAUUUCACAGCUACGCGCGUCGGGUGCGCCGUGCCUUCAUGCCGAUGGCCUAUAUGGAUAUCCACCCUUCAGUGUACACCGCCCUCGCCGAGCGCUCGCACAAGCAGCCGCUCUUCCCGUCUUUGCGCGAUUUAUUAUGGCCGUACGACACCUUCCCCGAUUACGAACUGGUGGAACUCGUUAUCUGCAUCGCGGCGCAGUCCAUCAAGUCCCUUCGGUGGGUCCGCGCGGUAGAUUGCGGGCCGUAUGACGACCAGGAGCCCGUUCGCGAGGAUGACAGAGAGCCCUUCCAGCUCGAGGCGCUGUGUCGGAUGCUGGCCAACGAAGCGCCCUCGCUUCAGACCUUGGAACUCGGUAGCCGGUUUUCACUGGUCUUGUUGCGCUUCCUCGCACCCUGCAAGCGGCUCACGAAGCUUCAGAUCUCAUUUUGCACCGUCUUCGACCUCCUGCAGUUUUGUGCGCCCAUGGAAUGUCUCGCCGAGCUGGACGCGUGCUUGGUGGAGACCUUCGGCGCAGAUAUCCCUCUUUGCGCCGGCUUUCCCGCCCUCGAGAAACUGACCCUCGGCGAUGGCUGUGCGGCCCAGGUUGCCCGCCUCCUGCGAGCUAUAUCGUCGCCCGAUGUUCGGUACGUCAAGAUGGACAGUCUCGUCGCCGACAGUUGGAUGGACGUGGGUGCGUGUCUCGACGCCCUCGACGCCCGAGUCGCUUCCUCGCUCCGGGUCUUUCAUCUGGGCUGCGACCUGCGCAGCCCCGACAAGCCCACCACGCGACUGACGGUCAUCCUCCAGCCGCUCUUCCGCUUCUACCAGCUCGAAGACAUCUCCAUCCGACUCUCCGUCCACUCCGACCUCAAUUCGAAGAUCCGGCUGAGCGAUCGCGACAUCUCCGAGCUCGCCUCGGCCUGGCCCAAGGUCACCAGCAUCCGCCUCGACUACCCGCCAGCCGCCAUGAUGUCUGUAUUCACCGCCCUCGCCACAUUCGCGCAGCACUGCCCCAGCCUGUCCGAGCUCCGGCUCGGGAUAGCGCUGGACGACUCGCCCUCUGCGCUCGUCCCGCCAACCCGCGUCGCCUCCGCGUGCAGGCCGCACGGCCUAACGAAGCUCCAGCUCGCGUGGGGCGAGCUCGACAUCCGCGACCCCGUCCGCCUCGCGCGCUUCCUCUUCGGCACGUUCCCCGCUCUCGACCUCCCGUGGAUGUGCGCGAACGGGCAGGUCGACCCGGCGCUGGUGCGCGCGCUGCGGAGCCGGCAGGUGCGCGAACGCAGGAGGGCGGAGAGGAGGGAGGCGAGGGAGGCGAAACGCCUGGGCCUGAAGCCGCUGCGCGCCGCUCCGCCUCCGGGCGCGCGGUGUGGCUGUCCGCGGCGGCUUGUGGUGGAUCUGUGUUGA
Molecule: messenger RNA, 1644 nt
Organism: Sparassis crispa
Lineage: Eukaryota; Fungi; Basidiomycota; Agaricomycetes; Polyporales; Sparassidaceae
Exons: 2
Coding region: 1-1644 (547 amino acids)
Source: RefSeq, a predicted model, not a curated record